AUGGGGCAGUCAGGGUCGAGUCCUCAAAAUGGUGCAGAUGUAGUGUACGCACCUCCAAAAGCGCUCCAUGUGCUACGAGUUACGCCAGGCUCUCCCGCCAGUCAGACGGACAUUGAACCUUACUUUGAUUUUGUGUUAGGUGUAGAAGGUGCGCCAGAGUCGCACGAGAGGAUGGUUGAUGCUGUGCAAUUAGAACGACUUGUAGAAACCCAUGAAGGGAAGGCGAUGAACCUAAUGGUCUGGUCUUCGAAAACAAAUAAUGUUCGUCAGGUUUUGGUUGUUCCUUCUCGUCUCUGGGUAUCGGAGUUCACAUCUUCCCUGGAUACAUCUCCUCACCCCCUUUCACCCUCUCAUUCCCGCAAUACAUCCUUAGAAAGUAUUUCUCGGAUCCGAAAACCUUCUCUUCUUGGCUUGACAAUGCGGUUGUGCGAACCAGAAUCUGCGCUCGACAACGUCUGGCAUAUUCUUGAAGUGAUGGAAGGCAGCCCAGCGGAGAGCGCCGGGCUUGUGCCUUAUGGAGAUUGGAUUGUUGGCUGGUCCGGAGGCGUUCUAAGAGGGGAGAAUGAUUUCCUUGAAGUCGUUGAGGCUCAUGUUGACAAACCUCUCCGGGUAUAUGUGUAUUCCUAUGACUUUGAUACUCUUCGUGAAGUCGUACUUGUCCCUAAUCGGAUGUGGGGCGGGGAAGGCUUACUGGGCUGUGGUGUGGGAUUUGGCCUUCUUCAUCGCAUUCCAAGACCCAAUCCAGAGCAGGGACCCGACACCUUGCAGGACCACUUCCAACAAAAUGACGCGCCGCUUUACGAUGAAGAAGCGGAACUGUUCGUCCCCGCUGACGAUAUCGUGGAUGACAAUCAUUCGGAUGGUCGACCAUUGCACUCAAGUGACCCGCACCGUCCAUUGCGUAUUGUCCCAACUCAGAAUGGUUUGUCGAGUCAGACGAUCAGUGGCCCCGAUGAAGCAACACCGAUACAUGCCCCAGUUCCAAUUCAACUGAUCCCCAAGCAACCGUUGUCUGUUUUCACUGCGGAUGAUAAUACGGACGAUUCGGCUGAUAACGGAGCCCCAACCCCUACACAGUCCUCUCCUAUCAGCCCGAAGGGCGAAGCACCCCAAACACUUUCCCGGACGCUUUCACCCCCUACCCGAAAUGCACACUUCAUUUCUAAUUCUUCCGCUUUGGGCAGUGGUUCCCCCAUACUACGUCAGUUCUCAAAUCCUGCGUUUGGUGCGAGCAGGUUUGGAUCGAUCCAAACUAGGAUUCCUUCGCCGGUUCCUCGCUCUAGUCUCCCUCGUAUGGCACAUGGGAUCGAUUCGGACGAGGAGGGAGAUGACAGGACUGCAUCGACGAGACAGAGAUCUAACGGGUCGGUAACCUCGGUUGAUGAUUAAUAAUUUCAAGGAUGGCAACGACAUUCAUAUUACAUAGGAGGUGCAGGACUAUAAUAACCCAGUGUGUUCAUUUAAGCUAUCUUGGACAUGAUAGUCAACCUUGUAAAUGGAACUUUUGAGAACUAUGAGCUUGAAUUGGC
This is a messenger RNA of Cantharellus anzutake, 1529 nucleotides long. Its product is annotated as GRASP55/65 PDZ-like domain-containing protein. Gene Ontology annotation, molecular function: protein binding. The transcript has 6 exons. Lineage: Eukaryota; Fungi; Basidiomycota; Agaricomycetes; Cantharellales; Hydnaceae. The record is from RefSeq and is a predicted model, not a curated record. Gene Ontology annotation, biological process: Golgi organization. Gene Ontology annotation, cellular component: Golgi apparatus. The coding region runs from base 1 to 1389 and encodes 462 amino acids.